Messenger RNA from Panicum virgatum (switchgrass), 1058 nucleotides. Its product is annotated as putative B3 domain-containing protein Os08g0157700. The record is from RefSeq and is a predicted model, not a curated record. Lineage: Eukaryota; Viridiplantae; Streptophyta; Magnoliopsida; Poales; Poaceae. Gene Ontology annotation, molecular function: DNA binding; DNA-binding transcription factor activity. The transcript has a single exon. The coding region runs from base 229 to 942 and encodes 237 amino acids.
CAAGAAUCUCUCUCAUCAAGCUCAUUCCUGUAUCCCUCUACUCUCUUACUCGUCAAGAGAUCAUAUAGAGAGCAAGAGAGAUCGUCUGUUAGGUCUUCAGCUGCAUACACUACCCAUGCUUCAUCUGCCCUAGAUAAAAGAUAAAACUUCCCCUUAGAUCCAAAAAAACUUCCCCCAAAACAUUUCCCAGAUCUUGUUCUACACAGAUCGAUCAACCCAUUUAGUCCCAUGUACAUGGACCUGAGCUUGGGCACAACGGUAGAAGACACUCAAGAAGUGCAAGAAGAGGAGCAAGAAGACGACUUGUACCAGCAACAAGUUCUAAUAGGUCAAGAUCUCCAGCAUGGCGGCGGCGAGCCAAGCCACGUGAUGGCGCGGGAGCACAUGUUCGACAAGGUGCUGACCCCGAGCGACGUCGGCAAGCUCAACCGGCUGGUGGUGCCGAAGCAGCACGCGGAGCGGUUCUUCCCGGCGGCCGGCGCCGGGACGCAGCUGUGCUUCGAGGACCGCGGCGGCGUGCCGUGGCGGUUCCGGUACUCCUACUGGGGGAGCAGCCAGAGCUAUGUCAUGACCAAGGGGUGGAGCCGCUUCGUCCGCGCCGCGCGGCUCGCCGCGGGGGACACCGUCUCAUUCUCCCGCGCCGCCGCCGCCGCCGGCCGAUACUUCAUCGACUACCGCCACUGUCAGCACCGCAGCCGCGAUAUCAGCUUCGGCGAUGCUGCCGCUGCGCCGGCGUGGCCCAUGGCCGUCGGAGUGCAAAGAACCGCGGCCUGGGGUAAGGGUGCAACGAUGGCCGUCCCCGCCGGUGAUGGCGUCGAGGCGGGACCCACAGGAGGAGCGAGGAGCUUCAGGCUCUUCGGGUUCAAUGUCGAGUGCAGCGGCGACGACGCCGCAGCGGCAUCGGCGUCCGCCGAAGUGGAGUAUGUCGACGGUGACAGCUAGGAACGGUGUAGAGAGGGAGAGAUAUGGCGAUUUGGAAAGCUUACACUACCAUAGGUAUAUCGAGCUAGCAAAUCCUACCUAUCCACAGUGGUUCCUUCAAUCUUCACUAGUCGUAU